This is a messenger RNA of Loxodonta africana (African savanna elephant), 3491 nucleotides long. RefSeq names its product zinc finger protein 839 (gene ZNF839). The transcript has 8 exons. NCBI's taxonomy places the organism in Eukaryota, Metazoa, Chordata, Mammalia, Proboscidea, Elephantidae. The record is from RefSeq and is a predicted model, not a curated record. The coding region runs from base 1 to 2811 and encodes 936 amino acids.
AUGGGGGACGCGGAGCCGGAGGCUGAGGAGAGCAGCGAGGACGGCGGCGGCGGCGACCGCCGGGCUCCCCUCGGCCCGAUCGGCAGAGCCGCGCGCGUGGCCCCUCUGGGGCCCGAGCAGGUGCGGCGGGUCCUGGAGCAGGUGACGAAGGCGCAGCCGCUUGCCGCGCCGUCGCCGCCGCCGCUCUUCGUGCUGCAGGACGCAGCGCGGCGGCUGCGGGACGCGGCUCAGCAGGCCGCCCUGCAGCGGGGCCCGGGCGACGAGCCCCCGCGCCCGCCACGCCUGCUGCCUCCUCAGCAACUGGAAGCCAUCUGUGUCAAGGUAACAUCUGCAGAAACGCGAGGCCGCGAGAGACCAUUGCCUCCGCUGGCUGCCAUCCAGCCCAGAAUGGCACGGUCGAACCUGCCGCCUGGAAGGAACCACAGCCUGCUGGACCCUGGGGUCACCAGUCCUCAGCUGCUCAGGGUCCAGCCCCUGGUGAAAACUGGGCCACAGCCAUGUCACCUGAGCAGCCCACCUCAGCCUCCCGUUCAGGUGUUUCUGCAGAGACCACUGCCCACCCUCAGCCCAGUCUCUGUGAAGCGAACCGCGGCCCCCAAGGCUCCAGGUGGACAGGGAGCCACGUCGGCUCCUCCACCGGCCUCCAACCCACUGGCAUUAACGUCUCUUUCACCCAGUUCAGCAAAUGUGUUUAUUUCCAACUUGCAUACAAAACAUACUGAGAAACUGAAAAAAUCGUUAAAAGUGAAAACCCGCUCUGGACGGAUCUCUCGGCCUCCCAAGUAUAAAGCCAAAGACUACAAAUUCAUCAAGACGGAGGAUUUAGCUGAUGGCCACCCAUCAGACUCUGACGACUACUCAGAACUCAGUGUGGAGGAAGAUGAAGACCAGAGGGGAAAGGAGGCACCCUUUGACUUUUCUAGCUGCUCUCUGCGGCCCAAAACCUUUAAGUGUCAGACUUGUGAAAAGUCGUACAUAGGAAAGGGGGGGCUGGCCCGGCAUUUCAAACUUAACCCAGGCCAUGGCCAGCUGGAGGCCGUGGUGCUGCUGUCUGAGAAAGCCAAUGGGUGCAUCCCUCAGGUAUGUGCAGAGCACAGGGCCAUUGGCCCGGUCUCCCUGGAAGCGUCCGCCCCCGCCACCCUGAGUGAGGAAGGGGUCCUCUCACAGCAUGCCGCAGAGGCAGAGUCCACCCAGGCCGGACUGCAGUCUGUAGAAGUUGAAGAGGCUUUGGUGUCUGAACCAGAAAACGAAAGUUACUCAGCCCUUUGGGGACCAGGGAGACACCCAGGACCCAGAAGAGGCGGCUAUUCCAAGGUCCCUGCCAAGUCUAGUGUAGCCGCCCUCCAGCAGAGUGGAGCAGCUCAGCCGCCCGUGGACCCUGGAGCUGAAGCGGAGCAGAGUGCGGCGAGGAGCAGAGCCAGGCUGAAGGAGUUCCCCCAGCAGUGUGACCAGGAAGAUGUGGUGGAGCCGGCUCUGCCUCAGCUGACUUCGCUUGUGACCGUGUAUGAAUUUCUUCUGAUGAAGGUCGGAAGGAGUCAUCUAGCAAAGCCUUUGUUCCCAGCCGUGUAUAAGGAAUUUGAAGAGUUGCAUGAGAUGGUUAAGAAGAUGUGUCAAGAUUACCUCCGUAGUUGUGGUCCUUGUUCCCUGGAGCCCCUGGAAAUAAACAACAGUAAGGUUGCAGAGUCAUUGGGAAUCACAGAAGAGUUCCUGAGGAAGAGAGCGACACACACAGAUGGCCUUCCAGGCAGGCGCACCGGCGGAGGGACGGACAGGGCGGAGCUGGCGGAGGCUGGUGGACAAAAGCGGGAAAGUGAGAUCACAGAGGAGGUGCUGGCCUCGGUGAAAAGGACCAGAAGAGAGUCUGUGCCCAAGGAUGCCACGGAGCCUCUGGCUGCCCCCAGCAGAGGCCAGGAGAGGCCCAGGACUGAGUGUGUUCCAGCUGCCAGGGAAGGUCGUGGCCCUCAAGUCAGUGGGCACUCAUCCUGCCCCUGUGGAGAAGCCCAUCCGACGGCGGGUCCUGUCAGCAGUUGCAAUGUGCUCCCUGCCAGCCAGGAGCUGAGAGUGUUUGGUGACAUAGAUGCCCAGAGUGGGUCUGUGGGCUCGGCUCUCCUGCCUCGGGCUGCCAGUGGGCUGGCCCUUCACACUCAGCUGGCCCAGGACACUCAGGAGUGUUCAGGCCAGCGUGCUGGGGUCAGCCCAGGUGGCUCAGGCCUCUGCAGCACCCUCGUGUCCAGUGGAGGGCCAGGGUCCCUGCUGUCUGGUAGGGCCGGAAGUGCAGGGGUUGGGAACCUUGGCAGUGAGUGCACCUGCCGCCCAGAUGGCCCGCAGCCCAGCCCCAGCACUGUCACACUCACUGAUGUCGCAACCCCGCUGCCCAAGACAGCUUUGUCCCCAGAGGCUCUACAGGUAGACCAUGCCUCCACGACUGCUCCUGGGCCAGGCCCUCAGCCUGGCCUGGAUGGGUCGCAGUCAGCUGCAACGGGUCUUGAAAGCCACGUAGGGGACUGGAGCCAGUUCUCCUGUGGGGCAGAGGAGCCUGCUCAGGAGACAGAGCUGGAGAACAUUGUUGCUGUAGGUGAAGCCAUGGCUUUUGAAAUCACCAGUGGGUGCCACGAAUUGUUUUCUCAGGGACAGGAGCAGAUUUUUAUUCAAACUUCAGAUGGGCUCAUCUUAUCCCAUCCAGGUACAGUGGUGACCCGGGAGGAGGACAUUGUCAUAGUGACCGAGGCGGAGGGGUCUGCCCUGCAGAUGGGUCUGCCGCCAGAAGCUGUGGAGGCCUUCCUUGCCAUGGGGGCUGAGCCCUGUCCGUGAAACCCAGUCAGAACCACAGUCCUGUGUUUGUAUGUGUUUUUUCCGAAGGUCUAUUUCAAGCAAUGUAUAUUUUUCUAAUGUGAAUACUGACACAAAUGCACCUUUUAUUUAUAAAGAAUAAUGUCUUUCCAUCUUACUGUCUACCUUUUUCUAUAACUUGCUCAUCGUAGUAAUGGUGGAUAUGCUACCUGAUAACGAAUCCCUCCAUGCAUCUAACUCUCAGAAGAUUCUGAUGACUGUUGCAGUGAACACUGCUGCCCUGUUACCACUAUUACUUGGUUAUCUGACCUGCUCCCUGCCCCCAGAUCCAUGUCCCCUCACCUCCUCAACAACGUGCUGCUUUUUUCACCAGACUUGGUCUACACUAGAAGCUGCUUCUGGAUUCAAUAAAAAUAAUAAUAAGCUAGCCAUUCUGGGUAGCAUUUUCUCGGGAAGUGGAAAAGAAAAUUGUUUUUUUCACAGUUGGUGGGUGAGAAAAUGAGACAUGAAUAAUAGGACAAUUUUCUGGGGUUCCACAGGGAGACCAGGCUGAGUCUGCCCCGGGCCCACCACGCCUGCUGGUAAUCUGCUUAUCAAGCAUUCUUUUCCUGGAGUGUUUUUAUUGGCUAUAUUAUGGGAAAGGAGCCCUGGUGGUGAGGAGUUAAGUGUUCGGCUGCUAACCCAAAGGUUGGCAGUUUGAA